This is a messenger RNA of Coregonus sp. 'balchen', 20656 nucleotides long. Lineage: Eukaryota; Metazoa; Chordata; Actinopteri; Salmoniformes; Salmonidae. The record is from the annotation of a GenBank genome assembly.
AUGGGGGCGUUCCUGGACAAGCCUAAGACAGAGAAGCACACGGCCCAUGGUGAGGGCAAUGGGCUGCACUACGGCCUGAGCUCCAUGCAGGGCUGGCGUGUGGAGAUGGAGGAUGCCCACACCGCCAUGGUGGGCCUGCCCCACGGCCUCACCGACUGGUCCUUCUUCGCCGUCUACGACGGGCAUGCCGGCUCCCGCGUCGCCAACUACUGCUCCGGCCACCUACUGGAGCACAUCCUAUCAGGGGGGGCGGAAUUCACCCCGGGGACGGGCUCAGUGGAGGGCGUUAAGGAUGGGAUCCGCGCGGGCUUCCUGAAGAUCGACGAAUACAUGCGCAGCUUCUCGGACCUGCGGCAGGGGCUGGACCGCAGCGGCUCCACGGCGGUGGGCGUGCUGCUAAGCCCCUCCCACCUCUACUUCAUAAACUGUGGCGACUCCCGGGCUGUGCUGAGCCGAGAUGGACGAGUGGGAUUCUCUACACAGGUACAAUAUAAUACACUAGAUUAGGGAUGCAAAUUUCGGUCCAUUUUGCUGCCGACUAAACGACCCCCAUUAACCAGUUAAAAAUCGGUUACAUUUGUUCCAAACAGUAAAAUGACGUGACCAACAGGAAAGGCUAUGCAUGCGUACAAGGAACGAACAUCUUUCAUUAAAGGCCCAGUGCCGUCAAAAACGUGUUUUAUACACGGUGUACAAAACAUUAGGAAUACCCGUUCUUUCCAUUACAUAGACUGACCAGGUGAAUCCAGUUGAAAGCUAUGAUCCCCUGUUAAAUCGACUUAAAUCAAAAUAUUUAAGUGCCUUUGAGCAGGGUAUGGUAGUAUGUGCCAGGCGCACCGGGUUGAGUGUGUCAAGAACUGCACCGCUGCUGGGUUUUUCAUGCUUAACAGUUUCCCGUGUGUAUCAAGAAUGGUCCACCACCCAAAGGACAUCCAGCCAACUUGACACAACUGUGGGAAGCAUUGGAGUCAACAUGGGCCAGCAUCCCUGUGGAACGCUUUCGACAUCUUUUAUAGUCCAUGCCCCAACGAAUUGAGGCUGUUCUGAGGGCCAAAGGGUAUACAACUCAAUAUUAGGAAGGUGUUCCUAAUGUAUUGUACACUCGGUGUAUACAGUUGAAGUCAGAAGUUUACAUACACUUAGGUUGGAGUCAUUAAAACUCGUUUUUCAACCACUCCAUACAUUUCUAGUUUUGGCAAGUCGGUUAGGACAUCUACUUUGUGCAUGACACAAGUCAUUUUUCCAACAAUUGUUUACAGACAGAUUAUUUCACUUAUAAUUCACUGUAUAAUGCUGUGACCCAUGCACAAUUCCAAUGGGUCAGAAGUUUACAUAAACUAAGUUGACUGUGCCUUUAAACAGCUUGGAAAAUUCCAGAAAAUGAUGUCAUGGCUUUAGAAGCUUCUGAUAGGCUAAUUGACAUAAUUUGAGUCAAUUGGAGGUGUACCUGUGGAUGUAUUUCCAGGCCUACCUUCAAACUCAGGAACUAGGAAAAGGGGGGGGGGGGGGCUUGCAAGCCGAAGAACACCAUCCCAACCAAGGGUGGCAGCAUCAUGCUGUGGGGGUGCUUUGCUGCAGCAGGGCCUGGUGCACUUCACAAAAUAGAUGGCAUCAUGAGGAAGGAAAAUUAGGUGGAUAUAUUGAAGCAACAUCUCAAGACAUCAGUCAGGAUGUUAAAGCUUGGUCGCAAAUGGGUCUUCCAAAUGGACAAUGACCUCAAGCAUACUACCAAAGUUGUGGCAAAAUGGCUUGUGCGAGCAAGGAGGCCUACCAACCUGACUCAGUUACACGAGCACUGUCAGGAGGAAUGGGCCAAAAUUCACCCAACUUAUUGUGGGAAGCUUUUGGAAGGCUACCCGAAACGUUUGACCCAAGUUCAACAAUUUAAAGGCAAUGCUACCAAAUACUAAUUGAGUGUAUGUAAACUUCUGACCCACUGGGAAUGUGAUGAAAGAAAUAAAAGCUGAAAUAAAUCAUUCUAUCUACUAUGAUUCUGACAUUUCACAUUCUUAAAAUAAAGUGGUGAUCCUAAAUGACCUAAGACAGGGAAUUUUUACUAGGAUUAAAUGUCGGGAAUUGUGAAAAACUGAGUUUAAAUGUAUUUGGCUAAGGUUUAUGUACACUUCCGACUUCAACUGUAUAUUUCCACACUGAGGUUGGAAUAAUACUGUGAAAUUGUUAAAAUGAAAAUGAAAAAAAAAAAAAAAAAAAAAAAAAUGAUGAUAAUGCCUUUUGAGUGUAAGAGCAGUUUUAAAAGACCGCCUGAAAUUUCAUACUGUUUUGAUGGGAUGGAGUUUUGGCCUGCCUGGUGACAUCACCAGCCAGUAAAUUAGUUAAUAGACCGAUAAGAGUUCCAGACCUCUUUGCCAAUAACAGCUCAUUUUCAGUUUUCCCCUCCCCACUCAGACCACUCCCACACAGUCCUAGCUAAAUUUUUGCUUGAGAAAUUGCUCAUGGCUAAUAAGAUUAUUUUUUAGUUGUUGUCAAUUUUAAUUGAAAACAAUCACAGUACGGUACUUAAUUCGGGAGCUUGGGACUAUAAGGUUCUAUUUGUAUUUUUGUCAAAAUAUAGUUAUUGACAAUGACAAAACCUUGUUCUGUUCAAUCAGGGCAUACCACUAACUUUUUGGUCCACCAGCCACUGUGGCAGGCAGAUAAAAAAAAUCUACCAGCCACUGAGAUUUUUUACCAGCCAAAAUAGUAUUUUUCCCACUACAAUUACACCAAAACACAAAAAAAAACUGAUGAGCAUGCAUUGUAAUGUCUCUAAAACAAUAAAUGUAUUACUAGUAAAAAGUAAUGUGGUAUAUUGUUUAAUUAAAUUUUUUGUGACCUGAGUCUUUUAACCAAAAUAUCACAGAUGAGACAAACAUUUUUACCUGCCCCUUUAAGUGUAGGAGGUUACCGUGGUAGCGCAACUUGUCAUGUUUGUGCCUGUGGGAUUGAGAAACUGACUAGUAUCGGUGUUGCUUCUCUUCCCUAGCAAUUGAAACGCAAACAUAGAAAGACAACCCAGCGUGUGAAGCAAAAAAAUGUAUAGCCAAGAAACACAAGAAAAAAGCCUCACUUCAGUAGACUUUUUAGUUUCAAGUAAAUUAAACCAACUUGUAUGCCUGUGCACAGCACUUUUAAAAAUGAAUAUUUCACCCAGCUCUUGACAUGCACACAGCCCCCAGCCAGGCAGUGUUGCAGCGAGAGGUGGAAUAGGCUAUAUAGGAUUCGGAGUUCUUUGACUUUGUGCGAUUUAAUUUACCGGCUAUGAAACUAAACGGCAGAAAUAAUUUGAAAAAGCUAAUGCAACAUUUAUUUUACUAUAAAUGUGAUCAUACUUGACUACUUUUAUUCAGAAAUGUGAGUGAAAUGCUCGCACUGUGGAGCCCUGACCACCCGCCAACGUGGCUGGUGAAAUAGACAUCUUACCUGCCAAUGCAUGUGGCGGGUGUUAAUUAAGUGAUAAUGCCCGAGAAGCUUGUGUUUGUUGGAUAUAUUGGCACGGGUGUUGUUAGGCCUGAGACAAAGUCGAGGGCCGACAAACUGUGCCAAUAUAUCCAACAAACACCGGUUUCGAGGGCAUUAUCGCUUUUAUACAACGGGUUACCAACAUAUUCAAAUAAUGAUUGACAUAUUUUCAUUAAAAAUGUUGUUUUGAGUAAUUUAUUCGUACUAUUUCAUCCUUCCACAAGAUAUAGUCCAGACACAAAUCUAGGGUUGCUAUGGACACGACCCAGUCGUUCGUUCUAAAUGUUCCAUUGCCAUACUGGCUGGCAACGUUCUUAUGCCUUGCUUGCUAGCUAGCCAACUACGGCUAAUUUACAGUUACGUCAAAAAGUUCAGCCAGAAUAACAGCCAGCAAAGUUUUGCAUUUGUUUAAGCUGUUUUCUAGUGACAUUUAUUUGGAUACAUCCAUAACAAUCAGCUUAUGAUGCACGACUUUGCCUAGCAGAGAAAAUGUGCUCUGUUGUCAGGACGCUGUUCAGACAAAAGAAAGGCAAUCCAUGACAUUCAUUUGAGCUGAUUUUAAUAAAUGAAACCAUACAUUCUCUUUUGUUAUCCACCACAGCUGACAUCGCUAUAGCUACUUAUUGUAUGUCACAUUAAUCUGUACAUUCCCCUGGAUGGUGCAUUGGUUGAAAUUUCUGUCAGAGUCUGUGCUACAACUUCUGCUGCCUUGCUUCAGCCUUUUGGGUGUUGGUGAUGCAGUGUUCUAUUUGUUUUCGGCCAGGAUGUUGCUCUAGCGUUUUCUGUCUGUCAGUGAGGGACGCCGGUAGCUAUGGAGCGAACCUUCGCACCGAUGCCCACUCACUGACAUCAUCUCCCUCACUUCUAAACCAGCAUUGACCAGUUUCUGGACUGUCGUGGUUCUGAUGAUUUGUGUGAUUUCUCCAGUGAUGCCACCGGGCAUAGUCGGUUUCCUGGCUGCUCAAACAUGAAUCCCCUCUUGGACUCCCUGCCCCUCUCCCUUGGGUCCAGAUGAUUCUUUGUGGCCUUGUUAUAUGCGAGAGUGCCGUAUCUGAGAGGGAGAAUGCGUUGUAAUAAUAUUGUUUUCCAGUAGCCUAAUUACGAGAGCAACUUAGAAAUAACACAAACAGGCUAUGAACAACAUACCUUAGACCGUUCUUGUCUGUUUUUACGAGAAAUGAGUUGCGCUUUAGUUGUCUGUUCCCCUCUUUUCUUCUUUGACCCAGAUGUAACUGGAGGUCGAACCACACUUUCUGGACCCCUUGGUGUACCGGGAUUCAGAGCCUGGGAGUUUUGGAGCUGGGCCAUGUCCUUAUUGGUGAUGGGAGGGUGGCUGUUUGUGAUAUAUUUUCCUUGCCUUCUUAGCUGUUUGAUGUUCCACAGAAAUACAUGAUUCGAGGUGAUAAAUGCAGUGUCCUUCAUAAGGCACCAGCUGCGACCGAUGGGUGGGUCAUUUAGAAACCGGUUGAGCCCACUCCGGAGUGCCAGGUAGCUACUUAUGCUGUACUGCUCCCCCCCAUUUCGUACAUUUCCAUAAAACUGUCGGAGAAGGAUGUUAAACACUUCCUUAGUGACAGUUUUGAAGUCAACAACUUUUUUCUUCUCUGCUAGCCAGCCCUCAGCACCGCACAGCCCAGUUUGUAUUCUUAACUGUGUUUUUUUCGUUGAGGCUUUUCUCUAGGUCAUUCAAUGCAGUAUCCCCCAAAUCUGCAUGCCUGGGUAUUAUUGCCAUCUCUUUUUCCCAUUCAUCUGUAGUCAUGCCGCCGAAAAGAUCAAAAUAAAUGUUCCACUCAUCCUCGCAACAAAGUAUCGAUUUAGCCAGUCAACUGAAAACAACUAUUAUGUUGCUAAGACAACCAGCUCAAUUUGCUGUCUGUCUCGUUCGGACACAUUCACUUUAUAUAAUAAUAAUAAUAAUAAUAUGCCAUUUAGCAGACGCUUUUAUCCAAAGCGACUUACAGUCAUAAUAUAUAUACACUCCCAGUCAAAAGUUUGGACACCUACUCAUUAUGGGACGGUGGAGAUCGCAAUUCAAUAUUGAAAAGGUCAGAGAGACCGACAGCAAGGUUUAUACAAAUCUCUGCUGUUGAAAACCAAAUGCUAGUCUAAAAGAAAUGGAGAUAAUGUCUAGAUGCUUUUUAUAGUGGAUCAAGUUUAUACAUUUCCUGGAAGGGUUGAUGCGCAGUCAGAUGGAACAGAGUAAAUAGGAAUUUUAACGUCAUAGAUUUAGCCGGUGGUAACUUGUGAAGUAGUCACCAGCUGGAAUGCAGUUUUAAUCAGCAUUCAGGAUUAGACCCACCUGUUGUAUAAACAACCUAUAUAGUACUCUAAAUAUCCCAAUUCAUGUUAAAUUCUAAAGAAUACAAGAUACAAAUUGCUGACUUCAUUCGAACAAAUGGGGGUUCUAAACUGUAAAGCCAGUUAUCUCAGGAUAAUCUUUUUGUAGAUAGAACCUUAUGGUCCCAAACUCUCAUUAUUAUCCAGAAAUGAUUUUGAAUAUGAGGUUAAAACGGCUGCAUUGGACCUUUUUUUAUUAUUUAAACAUUUCUUGAAGCUCUGUCAAAUUGGUUGUUGAUCAUUGCUAGACCAUUUUCAUUUCUUGCAAUAGAUUUACAAGCAGAUUUAAGUCAACUGUAACUCGGCCACUCAGGAACAUUCACUGUGUUCUUGGUAAACAACUCCAGUGUAGAUUUGGUCUUGUGUUUUAGGUUAUUAUCGUGCAGAAAGGUGAAUUAAUCUCCCAGUGUCCAGUGGAAAGCAGACUGAACCAGGUUUUCCUCUAGGAUUUUGCCAGUGCUUAGCUCCAUUCCGUUUCUUUUUUAUCCAGAAAAACUGCCCAGUCCUUAAAAAUUACAAGCAUACCCAAAACAUGAUGCAGCCACCACUAUGCUUGAAAAUAUGGGGAGUUAUACUCAGUAAUGUGUUGUAUUGGAUUUGUGUUCUUUACAAAAAUGUAAUUGCUUUGCCACACUUUUUGCAGUAAUACUUUAGUGCCUUGUUGCAAACAGGAUGGAUGUUUGGCAUAUUUUUAUUCUGUACAGGCUUCCUUCUUUUCACUCUGUCAAUUAGGUUAAUAUUGUGGAGUAACUACAAUGUUGUUGGUCCAUCCUCAGUCUUCUCCUAUCACAGCCAUUAAACUCAAACUAUUUUAAAGUCACCAAAUCCCUGAGCAGUUUCCUUCCUAUCCGACAACUGAGUUAGGAAGGACACCUGUAUCUUUGUAGUGACUGGGUGUAUUGAUACACCAUCCAAAGUGUAAUUAAUAACUUCACCAUGCUCAAAGGAAUAUUCAAUGUCUGCUUUUAAAAUAUAUAUAUAUAUUUUUUUUUAAAUCUACCAAUAGGUGCCCUUCGAGGCAUUGGAAAACCUCCCUGGUCUUUGUGGUUUGAAAUUCACUGCUCGACUGAGGGACCUUUACAGAUAAAUGUGUGUGUGUGGGGUACAGAGACGAUGCAGUCAUGUUAAACACUAUUAUUAACCCCCAAGACCGGUGCGUCAAUCUAAGUUACAUAACCAAAAAAUCCCCAUUUAAAUCAGUUAGUUUAAGUUGUUUUUUUUUGCGUUGGGUGCAUCUCAAUCCGCGAGUGUCGCACUUCCGCAUCUGCGGUGAAAGGUGGCAGAGCUAGAGCGGUGUUUGUCAGACCAUGAGACAUCUGAAAAUCGGCCUUCUUACGAAAACGUUUGUAGCGUCCUACAAACCAUUCAAAGAAAGGGGAGCCUCUCACGAGCACGUCAGUGUUCUCCGUUUUGCUCUUCGACCACCACAAGUGUCACGGGACUCAUCUGAAAGUAACCGGUACCGGUUUAAAAAACAAAUGGCGUAUGAAGGUAGUUUUGUGCCUACCCAAAAAAAGGGGUUAAAUGUGUAAAAAAUAUACAGUGGGGAGAACAAGUAUUUGAUACACUGCCGAUUUUGCAGGUUUUCCUACUUACAAAGCAUGUAGAGGUCUGUAAUUUUUAUCAUAGGUACACUUCAACUGUGAGAGACGGAAUCUAAAACAAAAAUCCAGAAAAUCACAUUGUAUGAUUUUUAAGUAAUUAAUUUGCAUUUUAUUGCAUGACAUAAGUAUUUGAUCACCUACCAACCAGUAAGAAUUCCGGCUCUCACAGACCUGUUAGUUUUUCUUUAAGAAGCCCUCCUGUUCUCCACUCAUUACCUGUAUUAACUGCACCUGUUUGAACUCGUUACCUGUAUAAAAGACACCUGUCCACAAGACACCUGUCCACACACUCAAUCAAACAGACUCCAACCUCUCCACAAUGGCCAAGACCAGAGAGCUGUGUAAGGACAUCAGGGAUAAAAUUGUAGACCUGCACAAGGCUGGGAUGGGCUACAGGACAAUAGGCAAGCAGCUUGGUGAGAAGGCAACAACUGUUGGCGCAAUUAUUAGAAAAUGGAAGAAGUUCAAGAUGACGGUCAAUCACCCUCGGUCUGGGGCUCCAUGCAAGAUCUCACCUCGUGGGGCAUCAAUGAUCAUGAGGAAGGUGAGGGAUCAGCCCAGAACUACACGGCAGGACCUGGUCAAUGACCUGAAGAGAGCUGGGACCACAGUCUCAAAGAAAACCAUUAGUAACACACUACGCCGUCAUGGAUUAAAAUCCUGCAGCGCACGCAAGGUCCCCCUGCUCAAGCCAGCGCAUGUCCAGGCCCGUCUGAAGUUUGCCAAUGACCAUCUGGAUGAUCCAGAGGAGGAAUGGGAGAAGGUCAUGUGGUCUGAUGAGACAAAAAUAUAGCUUUUUGGUCUAAACUCCACUCGCCGUGUUUGGAGGAAGAAGGAUGAGUACAACCCCAAGAACCAUGAGUACAACCCCAUGGUCUCCCGAGUGGCGUAGUGGUCUAAGGCCACUAGAGAUCCUGGUUCGAAUCCAGACUCUUUCGUAGCGGGCCGCGACCGGGAGACCCAUGGGGAUGGGGCCAUGUAUCGCGAGAUCUUGGCCAACAACCUCCUUCCCUCAGUAAGAGAAUUGAAGAUGGGUCGUGGCUGGGUCUUCCAGCAUGACAACGACCCGAAACACACAGCCAGGGUAACUAAGGAGUGGCUCCGUAAGAAGCAUCUCAAGGUCCUGGAGUGGCCUAGCCAGUCUCCAGACCUGAACCCAAUAGAAAAUCUUUGGAGGGAGCUGAAAGUCCGAAUUGCCCAGCAACAGCCCCGAAACCUGAAGGAUCUGGAGAAGGUCUGUAUGGAGGAGUGGGCCAAAAUCCCUGCUGCAGUGUGUGCAAACCUGGUCAAGACCUACAGGAAACGUAUGAUCUCUAUAAUUGCAAACACAGGUUUCUGUACCAAAUAUUACAUUCUGCUUUUCUGAUGGAUGAAAUACUUAUGUCAUGCAAUAAAAUGCAAAUUAAUUACUUAAAAAUCAUACAAUGUGAUUUUCUGGAUUUUUGUUUUAGAUUCCGUCUCUCACAGUUGGAAGUGUACCUAUGAUAAAAAUUACAGACCUCUACAUGCUUUGUAAGUAGGAAAACCUGCAAAAUCGGCAGUGUAUCAAAUACUUGUUCUCCCCACUGUAUAUGUAUUUCCUGAGUCUUUAAAAAAUAUCUCCUAGAUUUAGGACAGACAAUCUUGUUUCCAUGAUACAUUUUUUGACUGUCGUGUUUGCUAUUUAUGAAUGUGUUAUUCAAUGCGUUUCUAUGGCCGUUAGUAUUUUAUGAAAUAAUUGUUGUAUAUAUUUUUUUAAGACCUAAAGGGGUCCUAAAAUUCAAAAUCAUGUAGCAAAAUGAUCCAUAGUGUGACCCCCCCCCCCCCCUAGAUUAGGUUACUUUGAAGCAAUGUAAAACAUACCUCAUAUAAGGUCAAAUGUCCAGUUUUCCAAAAAAUAAGUAUAGUGCAUUUGGAAAGUAUUCAGACCCCUUGACUUUUUCCAAAUGUUAUUACAUUAGAGCCUUAUUCUAAAAUGGAUUUAAAAAAUAUACAGUGAGGGGGAAAAAAGUAUUUGAUCCCCUGCUGAUUUUGUACGUUUGCCCACUGACAAAGAAAUUAUCAGUCUAUAAUCUUAAUGGUAGGUUUAUUUGAACAGUAAGAGAUGGAAUAACAACAAAACAAUCCAGAAAAAAGCAUGUCAAAAAUGUUAUAGAUUGAUUUGCAUUUUAAUGAGGGAAAUAAGUAUUUGACCCCCUCUCAAUCAGAAAGAUUUCUGGCUCCCAGGUGUCUUUUAUACAGGUAACGAGCUGAGAUUAGGAGCACUCCUAAUCUCAUCUUGUUACCUGUAUAAAAGACACCUGUCCACAGAAGCAAUCAAUCAAUCAGAUUCCAAACUCUCCACCAUGGCCAAGACCAAAGAGCUCUCCAAGGAUGUCAGGGACAAGAGCCAAGCAGCUUGGUGAGAAGGUGACAUUUGGUGACAUUUGGUGACAGUUGGUGCGAUUAUUCGCAAAUGGAAGAAACACAAAAGAACUGUCAUUCUCCCUCGGCCUGGGGCUCCAUGCAAGAUCUCACCUCGUGGAGUUGCAAUGAUCAUGAGAACGGUGAGGAAUCAGCCCAGAACUACACGGGAGGAUCUUGUCAAUGAUCUCAAGGCAGCUGGGACCAUAGUCACCAAGAAAACAAUUGGUAACACUCUACGCCGUGCAGGACUGAAAUCUUGCAGCGCCCGCAAGGUCCCCCUGCUCAAGAAAGCACAUAUACAGUGCCAUCUGAAGAUUGCCAGUGAAAAUCUGAAUGAUUCAGAGGAGAACUGGGUGAAAGUGUUGUGGUCAGAUGAGACCAAAAUCGAGCUCUUUGGCAUCAACUCAACUCGCCGUGUUUGGAGGAGGAGGAAUGCUGCCUAUGACCCCAAGAACACCAUCCCCACCGUCAAAAAUGAAGGUGGAAACAUUAUGCUUUGGGGGUGUUUUUCUACUAAGGGGACAGGACAACUUCACCGCAUCAAAUGGACGAUGGACGGGGCCAUGUACCGUCAAAUAUUGGGUGAGAACCUCUUUCCCUCAGCCAGGGCAUUGAAAAUGGGUCGUGGAUUGGUAUUCCAGCAUGACAAUGACCCAAAACACACGGCCAAGGCAACAAAGUGGCUCAAGAAGAAGCACAUCAAGGUCCUGGAGUGGCCUAGCCAGUCUCCAGACCUUAAUCCCGUAGAAAAUCUGUGGAGGGAGCUAAAGAUUUGAGUUGCCAAACGUCAGCCUCGAAACCCUAAUGACUUGGAGAAGAUCUGCAAAGAGGAGUGGAACAAAAUCCCUCCUGAGAUGUGUGCAAACCUGGUGGCCAACUACAAGAAACGUCUGACCUCUGUGAUUGCCAACAAGGGUUUUGCCACCAAGUACUAAGUCAUGUUUUGCAGAGGUGUCAAAUACUUAUUUCCCUCAUUAAAAUGCAAAUCAAUUUAUAACAUUUUUGACAUGCUUUUUUCUGGAUUUUUGUUGUUGUUAUUCUGUCUCUUGCUGUUCAAAUAAACCUACCAUUGAAAGUAUAGACUGAUCAUGUCUUUGUCAGUGGGCAAACGUACAAAAUCAUACUUUUUUCCCUCACUGUAUAUAAUCUCAUCAAUCUACACACAAUACCCCAUAAUGAGAAUGUUGUUUCUCAUGGUCUGAGUCCUUUAGGUGCCUUUUGGCAAACUCCAAGCGGGCUGUCAUGUGCCUUUUACUGAGGAGUGGCUUCCGUAUGGCCACAUAAAGGCCUGAGUGCUGCAGAGAUUGCUGUCCUUCUGGAAGGUUCUCCCAUCUCCACAGAGGAACUCUGGAGCUUUUUCAGAGUGACCAUCGGGUUCUUGGUCACUUCCCUGACCAAGGCCCUUCUCCCCUGAUUGCUCAGUUUGGCCGGGCGGCCUGCUGUAGUAAGAGUCGUGGUGGUUCCAAACUUAUUCCAUUUAAGAAUGAUGGAUGCCUCUGUGUUCUUGGGGACCUUCAAUGCUGCAUAAAUGUUUUGGUACCCUUCCCCAGAUCUGUGCCUCGACACAAUCCUGUCUCUGCGCUCUAUGGACAAUUCCUUCGACCUUAUGGCUUGGUUUUUGCUCUGACAUGCACUGUCAACUGUGGGACCUUUAUAUAGACAGGUGUGUGCCUUUCCAAAUCAUGUCCAAUCAGUUGAAUUUACCACUGGUGGACUCCAAUCAAGUUGUAGAAACAUCUCAAGGAUGAUCAAUGGAAAAAUGAUGCACCUGAGCUCAAUUUCGAGUCUCAUAGCAAAGGGUCUGAAUACUUACGUAAAUAAGGUAUUUCUGUUUUUUAAAAAUUAUACAUUUAAAAAAACAAUCUAAAAACCUGUUUUCGCUUCGUCAUUAUGGGGCAUUGUGUGUAGAUUGACGGGAAAAUUUUGUAUUUAAUACAUUUUAGAGUAAGGCUGUAAUGUAAAAUGUGGAAUAAGUCAAGGGGUCUGAAUACUUUCCGAAUGCACUCCAGUCUCAAAUCUCUUGAAGACUGAAACAGGUUUCCCUCAAGAAUUUCCCUGUAUUUAGCGACAUCCAUCAUUCCUUCAAUUCUGACCAGUUUCCCAGUCCCUGCCGAUGGAAAAACAUCCCCACAGCAUGAUGCUGCCACCACCAUGCUUGGAUGGUGUUCUCGGGGUGAUGAGAGGUGUUGGGUUUGCGCCAGACAUUUUACUUGAUGGCCAAAACGCUCAAUUUUAGUCUAAUCUGACUAGAGUACCUUCUUCCAUAUGUUUGGGGAGUCUCCCACAUGCCUUUUGGCGAACACCAAACAUGUUUGCUUAUUUUUGUCUUUAAGCGAUGGCUUUUUUCUGGCCACUCUUCCGUAAAGCCCAGCUCUGUGGAUUGUACGGCUUAAAGUGGUCCUAUGGACAGAUACUCCAGUCUCCGCUGUGGAGCUUUGCAUCUCCUUCAGGGUUAUCUUUGGUCUCUUUGUUGCCUCUCAGAUUAAUACCCUCCUUGCCUGGUCUGUGAGUUUUGGUGGGCGGCCCUCUCUUGGCAGGUUUGUUGUGGUGCCAUAUUCUUUCCAUUUUUUAAUAAUGGAUUUAAUGGUGCUCUGUGGAAUGUUCAAAGUUUCAGAUUUUUUUAUAACCCAACACUGAUCUGUACAUGGUGCCGCUUGCUUGGUGGUGCCCCUUGCUUAGUGGUGUUGCAGACUCUGGGGCCUUUCAGAACAGGUGUGUGUGUGUGUAUAUAUACUGAGAUCAUGUGACAGAUCAUGUGACACUUAGAUUGCACACAGGUGGAAUCUUGAUGAUUAUGGCUUACAGCUCAUGAAAACCCCAAAUGCAGUAUCUCAGAAAAUUAGAUUAUGACAUAAGACCAGUGAAAAAAGGAAAUGUAAUACAGACAUGGCCUUGGCCUUCUGAAAAGUAUGUUCUUGUACAUGCAGUCAGUACUUGGUUGGGGCUCCUUUUGCAUGAAUCACUGCAUCUAUGCGGCGUGGCAUGGAGUCGAUCAGCCUGUGGCACUGCUGAGGUGUUAUGGAAGCCCAGGUUGCUUCAAAAUACGGCCUUCAGCUCGUCUGCAUUGUUGGGUCUCGUGUCUCAUCUUCCUCUUGACAAUACCCCAUAAAUUCUCUAUGGGGUUCAGAUCAGGCGCGUUUGCUGGCCAAUCAAGCACAGUAGUCCCAUGGUCAUUGAACCAGGUAUUGGUACCUUUGGCAGUGUGGGCAGGUGCCAAGUCCUGCUGGAAAAUGAAAUCAGCAUCUCCAUAAAGCUUGUCAGCAGAAGGAAGCAUGAAGUGCUCUAACAUUUCCUGGUAGACGGCUGAGUUGACUUUGGACUUGAUGAAACACAGUGGACCAACACCAGAAGAUGACAUGGCUCCCCAAAUCAUCACUGACUGUGGAAACUUCACACUGGACUUCAAGCAACUUGGAUUAUGUGCCUCUCCACUCUUCCUCCAGACUCUGGGACCUUGAUUGCCAAAUGAAAUGCAAAAUGUACUUUCAUCUGAAAAGAGGACUUUGGACCACUGAGCGACAGACCAGUUACUUUUCUCCUUAGCCCAGGUAAGACGCUUCUGACGUUGCCUCUGGUUCAGGAGUGGCUUGACACGAGGAAUGCGACAGUUGUAGCCCAUUUCCUGGAUACGUCUGUGCGUGGUGGCUCUUGAUGCACUGACUCCUGCCUCAGUCCACUCCUUGUGAAGCUCCCCCACAUUUUUGAAUGGCCUUUGCUUGACAAUCCUCUCAAGGCUCCUGUUAUCCCUGUUGCUUGUGCACCUUUUCCUACCACACUUCUUCCUUCCACUCGACUUUCCAUGAAUAUGCUUGGAUACAGCACUCUGUGAACAGCCAGCUUCUUUAGCAAUUAUCUUUUGAGGCAUUCCCUCCUUGUGGAGGGUGUUGAUGACUGUCUUCUGCACAACUGUCAAGUCAGCAGUCUUCUCCAUGAUUGUGAAGCCUACUGAACUGGACUGAGAGACCAUUUAAAGGCUAAGGAAACCUUUGCAGGUGUUUUGAGUUAGUUAGCUGAUGAGUGUGACACCUUGAGUCUACAAUAUUGAACUUUUCCACAAUAUUCAAAUUUAUUGAGCUGCACCUGUAUCUUUGAAACAAGUAAUUUUUUUAAUUUCACUAGACCAAUUUGGACUAUUUGUGAAUGUCCAUUACAUUAAAUCCAAAUGAAAAUCAAUUUAAAUUACAGGUUGUAAUGCAACAAAAUGGGAAGAACGCCAAGUGGGAUGAAUACUUUUGCAAGGCACUGUAUCCCUACACUGGUACAAUAUGCAGUGCCUUGCAGAAGUAUAAUAUAAUAUGCCAUUUAGCAUAGUAUUCAGGCCCCUUGGAUUUCUUCACAUUUUAUUGUGUUACAAAGUGGGAUUACAAUGGAUUUGUCCUUUUUUUGUCAACAAUAUACACAAAAUACUCUAAGAUUUGUUUGAAAGCAGUAGCCAUAUCUAGGAAAACCAAAUUGCCAAAGGCUGGGCCUAAUAUAGUGUAUAAGAGGUCAUACAAUAAGUUUUGUAGCGAUUCCUAUGUUUUUGAUGUAAAGAAUAUGUUGGUCCAUGGUGUGUAAUGAGGAGCAAACAGACACUGCACUUGACACAUUUAUGAAAUUGCUUAUUCCAGUUACUAAUAAGCAUGCACCCAUUUAAGAAAAUGACUGUAAAAGCUGUUAAAUUCCCGUGGAUUAAUAAGGAAUUUAAAAAUGGUAUGGUUGAGAGGGAUGAGGCAAAAGGAAUGGCAAAUAAGUCUGGCUGCACAACCGAUUGGCAAAUGUAUUGCAAAUUGAAAAAUCAUGUGACUAAACUGAAUAAAAAGAAGAAGAAACAACACUAUGAAACAAGGAUAAAUGACAAAGAAUUAUAGUAAAAAGCUUUGGAGCUCCUUAAAUGACAUUUUUGGAAAAAAGGCAAACUCAGCUCCAUCAUUCAUUGAAUCAGAUGGCUCAUUCAUCACAAAACCAACUGAUAUUGCCAACUACUUAAAUUUUUUCAUUGGCAAGAUUUACAAACUUAGGUAUGACAUACCAGCAACAAUUGCUGACACUACACAUCCAAAUAUAUCUGACCCAAAUUAUGAAAGACAAGCAUUGUAAUUUUGAAUUCCGUAAAGUGAGUGUGGAAGUGGUGAACAAAUUAUUGUUGUCGAUUUAACAAUGACAAGCCACCGGGAUCUGACAACUUGGAUGGAAAAUUGCUGAGGAUAAUAGCGGACGAGAUUGCCACUCCUACUUGCCAUAUUUUCAAUUUCAGCCUACAAGAAUGUGUGUGCCCCCAGGCUUGGAGGGAAGCAAAAGUCAUUCCGCUACCUAAGAAUAGUAAAGCCACUUUUACUGGCUCAAACAGCUGACCAAUUAGCCUGUUACCACCAACCCUUAGUAAACUAUUGGAAAAAAUGGUGUUUGACCAGAUACAAUGCUAUUUUACUGUAAACAAAUUGACAACAAACUUUCAGCUUGCUUAUAGAGAAGGACAUUCAACACCAUUGUACCCUCCAAGCUCAUUAAGCUCAAGGCCCUGGGUCUGAACCCCGCCCUGUGCAACUGGGUCUUGGACUUCCUGACGGACCGCCCCCAGGUGGUGAAGGUAGGAAACAACAUCUCCACUUCGCUGAUCCUCAACACUGGGGCCCCACAAGGGUGCGUGCUCAGCCCACUCCUGUACUCCCUGUUCACCCAUGACUGCGUGGCCAUGCACGCCUCCAACUCAAUCAUCAAGUUUGCAGAUGACACAACAGCUUCAAGUUCCUUGACGUACACAUCACUGACAAACUGAAAUGGUCCACCCACGCAGACAGUGUGGUGAAGAAGGUGCAACAGAGCCUCUUCAACCUCAGGAGGCUGAAGAAAUGUGGCUUGGCACCUAAAACCCUCACAAACUUUUACAGAUGCACAAUUGAGAGCAUCCUGUCGGGCUGUAUCACCGCCUGGUACGGCAACUGCACCGCCCGCAACCGCAGGGCUCUCCAGAGGGUGGUGCGGUCUGCCGAACACAUUACCGGGGGCAAACUACCCGUCCUCCAAGACACCUACAGCACCCCAUGUCACAGGAAGGCCAAAAAGAUCAUCAAGGACAGCAACCACCCGAGCCACUGCCUGUUCACCCCGCUAUCAUCCAGAAGGUGAGGUCAGUACAGGUGCAUCAAAGCUGGGACCGAGAGAAUGAAAAACCGCUUCUAUCUCAAGGCCAUCAGACUGUUAAAUAGCCAUCACUAGCACAUUAGAGGCUGCUGCUGCCUAUUGAAAUCACUGGGCACUUUAAGAAAUGGAAAACUACUCAUGUCAUAUGUGUAUAUACUGUAUUCUAUUCUAUAAUAUUCUACUGUAUCUUAGUCCAUGCCGCUCUGUCAUUGCUUGUCCAUAUAUGUAUAUAUUCUUAAAUUCCAUUCCUUACUAGAUUUGUGUGUAUUGGGUAUAUGUUUUGAAAUUGUUAGAUAUUACUUGUUAGAUAUUACUGCGCUGUCGGAGCUAGAAGCACAAGCAUUUCGCUACACCCGCAAUAACAUCUGCUAUACACGUGUAUUUGACAAAUACAAUUUAAUUUGAUUUGAAUGGAAGCCUCUCAAACAUAAUCCAGGUAGAAUCAGGAAUUCCCCAUGGCAGCUGUCUAGGCCUCUUGCUUUUUUCCAUCCAUCUUUACUAACGACAUGCCACUGGCUUUGAGUAAAGCCAUUGUGUUUAUGUACGCGGAUGUCUCAACACUAUACACGUCAGCUACUACAGCAACUGAAAUAACUGCAACACUUAACAAAGAGUUGCAGUUAGUUUCGGAAUGGGUGGCAAGGAAUAAGUUAGUCCUGAAUAUUACCAAAACUUUAAGCAUUGCAUUUAGGUCAAAUCAGUCACUAAACCCUAAACCUCAACUACAUCUCGUAAUGAAUAAUGUGAAAAUUGAGCAAGUUGAGGUGACUAAACUGCUUGGAGUAACCCUGGAUCAUAGACUGUCAUGGUCAAAGCAUAUUGAUACAACAGUAGCUAAGAUGGGGAGAAGUAUAUCCAUAAUUAAGUGCUGCUCUGCCUUCUUAACAACACUAUAAACAAGGCAGGUCCUACAGGCCCUAGUUUUGUCGCACCUAGACUACUGUACAAAGAGGUACUUGGGAAAAUUGCAGUUGGCUCAGAACAGGGCAGCACGGCUGGCCCUUAAAAGUACACAUAGAGAUUGACUUCAUCACUGCUUGUUUUUGUGAGAGGUGUCGACGAGCAGAAUGUACCGAGCUGUCUGUUUUGGAAUACUGGCACACAGCUCGGACACCCAUGCACACCCCACAAGACAUGCCACCAGAGGUCUCUUCACAGUCCCCAAGUCCAUAACUGACUAUGGGAGGCACACAGUACUACAUAGAGCCAUGACUACAUGGAACUCUAUUCCACAUCAGGUAACUGAUGCAAGCAGUAGAAUCAGAUUUUUUAAAAACAGGUAAAAAUACACCUUGUGGAACAGCGGGACUGUGAAGACACACACACAGACACAUACAUAUAGACACUCACUCUACACACACGUACACAUGGAUGUUGUAUUGUAAAUAUGUGAUAGUGGAGUAGUGGCCUGAGGGAACACACUAAAUGUAUUGGGUACAGUGUUAUGAAAUAUAAUGUAAUGUAAUAUUUUUAAUUGUAUAUAACUGCCUUAAUGUUGCAGGACCCCAGGAAGAGUAGCUGUUGCCUUGGCAGCAGCUAAUGGGGAUCCUUAAUAAAUACAAAUACGGUGCGUGUGAUAAAUAAAAUACAUUAUUUCGGAAAUACACACCCGCCAAUUUCAUUCCACUAAAUUAUGUAAAUUAGCCUAUAGAUUUUCAAGCAUGGUGGUGGCUGCAUCAUGGUAUGGGUAUGCUUGACAUCGGUAAAUACUGGGGAGUUUUUCAGGAUAAAAAUGAAUGGGAUAGGGCAAAGCACAGGCAAAAUCCUAGACCAAAACCUGCUUCAGUCUGCUUUACGCCAGACACUGGGAGAGGAAUUCACCUUUCAGCAUUACAAUAACCUAUAACACAAGGCCAAAUCUACAAUGAAGUUUCUUACCAAGAAGACAUGGAAUGUUCCUAAGUGGCCAAGUUACAGUUUUGACCUAAAUCUGCUUGAAAUACUAUGGCAAGACUUGAAAAUUACAUUUUAUUUAUUUAAUUGUUAUUUAUCUUUUAAAAAAAGAUUAACAAAAAAUGACAAAUCCACUUUAAUCCCACUUUAUAUCACAAUAAAAUGUGAAGAAGUUCAAGGGGUCUGAAUACGUUUGCAAGGCACUACUUUUGAAAGGGGGGGGAGAGGGAGGAUGGUUGAGAGUGGUAUAUUCUACUCGGGUACAAUAUACUGAGUGAGAGGGAGGGAAAGAGAGAGGGUGGGAGUGAUGGAGAGACAGCCCAUUAGGGGAUCAGUUUGAGCUAGGCAAUGUGCAUCCUCUAACCUUGAUCAUGUAAUGAGUAGUUAUUUAGAAUGCAAGGUAAUUUGUAGCUCAUCAGCCUCUAUCUCAAAUGCAUACAUUCUAUUUCUCGCUGUAGGACCACAAGCCGUGUAACCCCAGAGAGAAGGAGCGUAUCCAGAAUGCAGGGGGGUCAGUGAUGAUCCAGAGGGUCAAUGGUUCCCUGGCCGUGUCCAGAGCCCUGGGGGACUAUGACUACAAGUGUGUGGAUGGGAAGGGUCCCACAGAACAACUGGUCAGCCCAGAGCCAGAGGUGUGUGUAUUUAAAAUGCCUUUAUUACUGUGGCACAGCUUUAAAGUAAACUCUAGUUCUUUCUCCUUCUUGAGGUGUGUGUGUGUGUGUGAUCUCUCCAGCUGAGGUGUGUGUGUUCCUCCCCCAGGUGUGUGUGUUAGAGCGUGCUGCAGAGGGGGAUGAGUUUGUGGUGCUGGCGUGCGAUGGGAUCUGGGACGUGAUGUCCAACGAGGAGCUGUGUGAGUUCGUCAGGUCCCGGCUACAAGUGUUUGAUGAUCUGGAAAGAGUCUGCACUGCCGUGGUGGACACCUGUCUGCACAAGGUACAUCCACACUCUAACCCACACUCUAACCCAUGCUCUAACCGACAAUCUAAGCCUCGUUCUCUGUAUGUGUGUGUCUCCAGGGCAGCAGAGAUAACAUGAGUGUGGUGUUGGUGACUUUACCGGGAGCUCCCAAGGUGUCUGAGGAAGCCCUGAAGAAAGAGGAGGAACUGGACAAAUACCUGGAGACACGUGUAGAGGGUGAGAACACACACAUAUACACACCCAUCCUUUCUAAGAGCUUGGACACACUGCGCCGACGAAUGGCUAAUAGCAGCGGGUGGCUGUCGCCACGGUGUGUUAAAGUGACCACCUGCUGGGUGUCGAUGAGCAGUGGCUGUUUUAACAUGUAGAAUCGUCGGGAUAUGAUGGCCGAUAUUCUGGUCAGAUGCAACUGGCCGUCCAUUAUUAUGUUGUGUUUCCACUCUAAUCCUGUGUCUGUCUCUAGAUUUGCUGGGUGGCUGUGGAGAGGAGGGGAUUCCUGACCUGGUGUCUGUUCUGAGGAGCAUCUCCUCUGAGAACAUCCCCAACCUUCCGCCUGGAGGAGGCCUGGCCAGCAAGUAAAUGCUACACACACACACACACACACACACUGAAGAAAACUACUUUAUUGUCAAUUUUCUUUUCAGAUCACAGAAAUGUCUCACCCUUCUUACUUCAUGAAAGUAUGAGAGACUGUCAUGAUUUAUUGAUCCAACUUUUCAAUCAAGCUUCACACAAGCACACAAAUGAGAAUGUCUCUAAUGUGUGUGUGUGUGUGUGGUCAGGCGCAGUGUGAUCGAGGCGGUGUACAGCAGGCUGAACCCACAAAGAGAAGAGGAAGGGGUGAGUAACUCUUCUUUGACCUCUCACCCCUGACCUCCCACCUCCACAAAGACCCACUCCAGCCCACAAUGACCCACUCCAGCCCAGUCACAACAGCACCACUCUUCUGGGCUGGGGUGUGAAUGGGCUUCGAGGACCGUCAAAUACCAAACAUGAUCAAAAUUGAAUAUUUCAUCUAGAGUCGAGACUUGGUUUCACAUUACAUGAAUACUGCUCCCUGAUGUUCCUUCCUACCGUGUCCCAACCUUUUAGAAAAUCACACCAAAGUCCGGGACAGCUUAUGAACAUGAACUAUUUGGCGUAGUCUAGUUUGUGUUUAUUGUGUGAUUGUGUUUGGGGUGUUGGAAGUUGUAGUGGGGAAUGGGAAGGCACUGUUGUAUUCUCCUCUCCCUCACUGGACAAAGACAAUGUCACUACGGGUAGCUGGCUACAGGGGUAGGGGUAGUAUGGUGUGAGAGAGUGUCUGAAGUGUGUGUGAGUGCCUGUGUGUGUUUGACGCUGGUGUGUGUCUGACACUAGCGUGUGUGUGUGUGUGUGUGUGUGUGUGUGUGUGUGUGUGUGUGUGUGUGUGUGUGUGUGUGUGUGUGUGUGUGGCAUGGUGUUGCCCUGGCCAGGCCUGUGCUGGAGGUGGAGGAGAGGAGGAGAGUGAGGAGGGAGGAGGCAGCAGUACGGCGACCAACCUCUUGGAGGCGCUGCGUCAGUUCCGCCUGCACCACCGGGGGCAGUAUCGCUCGGUGCUGGAGGAAGCCCUGGCCGUCUACCGUCUGCCUGGGGAGAAUACAGCCGACACGGGGGAGGAAUCCUCCUCCUUUACCGCAGACGAUCUCCCUGACUCCCCCCGGCCCUCACCCCCCUCUCCCCCUCCCUCACCCGUCGUCAUCGAGACGCCCGACCCCCCGGAGGCAGAGAAAAGCAAAGACACGCCCUCUCCAUCAGCGCCGGCAGACAUCGACCAACAACCACCUCCGGCUGUAGACAUCGACCAAUCAGAACCUCCAGCGGUAGACAGUGACCAACCAGAACCUCCAGCGGCAGACCUCGUCCCACUAUAUCCUCCAGCUGCUGACCUUGGCCAACCAGAUCCUCCCCCCUCCUAA